UGUCAAGUUAAGAGUCAGAUUGCGUUGGUUCUCGUGUGUGGCUGUCAGCAGCAGCCUCAGUGGAAGUCCACUGCUUCGGUCUGGGAUUUCUUGCGUGUUCUGAAUCAGAUGAGAAGCUCGUUACGCGCGUCUACCUGCGCACACUGAACCCUUUGCCUUUGGAUAUUGCUGCCACCUAAAACGCGCCCGCACACUUCAGUCUCGUGGUAUUUUUUGUAUUUAUUUUUUGCUUUUGAAUUGAGCUGCUGUGUAAUAAACAACGAGCCCGAGGGAAGACUCAUCACAAAACUUUAAAGAAGACUUUGCAACUUUGGAGUUAACAUCCAGAAGGGGGGUAGAUCGGCGGGGGGAGUUCAUGUGGUUUAUCAUCUGACAGAAGCGGGGGCAUUUUCUUUGGGAAACUUACAGAAGGCUUAUUUUUUUUUAAACAUGUUCAGCAAGUGCUCCGUUGUGUUGUUGAAUGUCCUCUUUCUGGUGCGGGCGCUCUCGGCUCAUGAGUGCACGCCGUGUAAUCUCCGGACUUGUCCCGUCAAAGCCCCGCACGGCUGCGAGGGUGGCCGGACCUUGGCCAGGGAUCCGUGCGGGUGCUGUGACCAGUGCGCCCGGCUAGAGUGGGAACCCUGCGGCGGACAGGACUGGGCGCACGGCUACUGCGCCCUCGGGCUGACCUGCGCCUCUUUCAACACAACCAGAGCGGCCACGAUCCCUGAAAUUGGAGUGUGUAAAGAGCUCCCUGACCAUCCAGAGGCAGGCCUGGAGGACGAGCGCUGUCCCCUGAUAACAGGCUGCGACAGAGCUGGAGGUCAAUGUGUGUGUGAUGCCCGUCACUCCUGCUUGGAAUCUUUUACCUACCCAGACCAAGAAACCUGCAUGAAGUCCAGUAAGUCAGAGGGUCGCAGGCACGAACACCGGGAAAGACACAGAGAAAAGUAUGUGGGACCAUCCAAUCCGGCCUGCAUGUUCUCUGGGUGUAACCUGACCGCUGAGGGCUGUGUGUGCGAGUCUCAGAGCUGCCACCACCACUUCGCCUACAUCAACCGCAGCCAGUGCCAGGAAGCCGCAGAGGAGCUGAAGUGUGCCGGGGUGACGUGUCCCGCUCUGCAGGUGCCCUCUUGCCCCAAGGGUUCGGUCCUGACCAAGAGUUACACGCCCCCUGCUGGUUGCUGCCCAUCAAUACCACCCCAGUGCACUUGCGACCUCCGUGCCUGUCACAAGCCCCAGUGCCUGAGCGGACAGCGCGCCGUGCCACUCAGCCAGGCCAGCGGCCAGCCAGGAGACUGCUGUGAUGUCUUUGAGUGCCAGAAAGUUUCUCCCAAGUGUGUCCACAAUGGGAAGGAGUUUUCAGAGGGAGAGGUGUACCGCAUGGACCCCUGCUGGCUGUGUCAGUGCCGGGGAGGGAUCUCCUUCUGCUCCAAGGCAGAGUGUGCUGAGCUGGACUGUGAAAACUUCUACAUUCCCGAAGGGGAGUGUUGCCCUGUCUGCAUUGAUGUGGAGUUACUGUCGAUGGACAGCACCAAGGCCAGUUGCUGGGUGAAUAAUAAGCUGCGAGCCCACGAGGAGCAGUGGAAAGAGGACGACUGCACCUUCUGCCAGUGUGUGGAUGGAGACCCCCACUGCACGGCUAUGGCCUGCAAACAAAGCUGCCAAAACCCUGUCAAAAUCCCUGGAGAGUGCUGUCCCUUCUGUGAAGAGCCUUCUUACGAAACAGUUAGCCCCAUGCUGUGCCCUCCCUUGGAAAACUGCUCCUUGUCAGGGAAUGACUGUCCCUAUGGUUUCCAACAAGACAAAAAUGGAUGUCUGCUCUGCCAGUGUCUUAGUAAUGACUCCUGCCCUGACCUGGGUAAAUACUGUUCCCUGCAAUGCCCAAUGGGAUACGAGAGGGAUGACUUUGGCUGUGAGGUGUGUGAGUGCAGCAUCCCCAUGCCCAAGUGCCGACCUUUGACCUGCACUAAGACCUGCCCCUAUGGAUAUGUGAGGAACAAGCAUGGCUGUGAGAUGUGCCGCUGUGUCAAGUGUCCUCCCUUCACCUGUGACAAGCACUGCAGUGACGGCUAUCGACAGAACAGGAAGGGCUGCUCCAUCUGCAUGUGUAAAGAAAGUGGCCAUGUCCCAAGCACCACUGCCCCGGCCCCAAUGCCCAGCUAUUGCCUCACCUCCAACGGGCACCGAUACGAGGAAGGUGACGGCUGGCACGAUGGUUGUCGCGACUGCUACUGCCACUCCGGGCGGGAGAUGUGUGUGCUCAUAUCUUGCCCUGUGCCCAGCUGUUCUCAUCCAGUUGUAAGGCCUGACCAGUGCUGCCCUACGUGUGAAGAUGAGUCAGGCAGUGGUCAGCCAGAGGGGAUGGACAUGGUGGUGUGCAGAGCUCCUGGGGGGGAAUUUUACGUGGAGGGGGAGACUUGGAACCUGGACGAGUGCACACGCUGCACCUGCAGGAAGGGACGUGUCCUGUGCGACACUGAAGUGUGUCCCCCAGCUCUCUGCCAGACACCAAUCAGGAACAAGGACACCUGUUGCCACGUAUGCCCAGACGAGUCGCUGAGCCCCUUGCUGCCAGUGAACACCAGCCAGCAGGAGUACUGCAUAACCAACGAUGGAGACGUGCUGCUGGCUGGAGACUCCUGGAAAGCCAAUGCCUGCACCAGCUGCACCUGCAACAACGGCACCAUUCAGUGUUUCUCUCAGCGCUGUCCGGCUGCCAACUGCAGGGUGCCCGUCUUACGUAAGGGCCAGUGCUGCCCACACUGUCUCGAAAUUACAACGUCGGUGCCGGUGAUGGUGUCUACCAACGCCCCCAAGACAGCAGUCACUGUUACAGUGGAGAGCGCAGUGUGGAUCACCACUGCCACUGUACCACCCAUCAUUGCUGAUAUAGAUGAGCCAGGUUUGGGUGAGAAUUACCCCAGCCAAACAGAGAUGGCCCUUAUCUACCAAUCGGCAGCCUGGAUCCUGGCGGGUCUCCUGCUGGCCAUCAUCAUCUUCCUUAUUGUGGCGUUACUCAUCAACAAGAAAAAGAAGUGGGUGCAGAUGUCCUGCUACAGUGCACCAAAGAAGACGGUGAUCCUGAAGAAGCAUGUAAACAAGAACUCGGUGGUCUACAUGGAGCCCUCCAAGGAGAACAAAUUUCAGAAUGUGAAGAACGACUGCGGCAUCAUCCAUUUCUCUUCAGAAAUGAGCUCUCCCUGUGCGGACAAGAUGACCAUCCCCAGAGCCAAGCUGAGCAUGGGCAACGACUGGACGCCGCGCUAAAAAACCCCACCACCGCUCAAUCCCUGCAGAUCAGAGCUAUCCGACACCUCCCACUCUCUCUUACUGCUGUAUCCAAGGUGAUUAGUGCAACAGUGCACACACACACACACCUUGGGCGCCGCCUUGUUCCCACCCUUCUCUCUCUGUGUGACUGUAAAACUGAGGAUGCUCUACGAGAGACAAAGCAAGCAACCUCUGUUUCUUUUAUUAUGUGUCCUUAUUUUUCUGUGUUUGGGUCUUUGGGUGGAGUGAGACGUUGGGAGGUGGAUGGACACAUGAACAUACAAAGGACACAUCCACUCUGGGCUCUGCUUUAAAACAGAGAAGGAGGCAGCCAGAGAGGCUCCUCUGUCAGAAUCAGACUUUGACUGUGAACAUUGUAAUAUAAUUGCUUAUUUAUUGCCUCCUUUUGAAACUGGAAUUUUGAGGCAAUAUGAGGAGCAUAAAAAGCUUUAGGACAGGGGUUUGGGCUGUAGUUUAAAGGGGGUAUGGAGGAUGAUGCCCUCCCGAGUUCAGCAGUGCUUCAUGGAUGUAAUCAUUUUGAUCAGCAGGGAGGCCAAAGGAACUGAUAAUCCAGUUGGAUCACAUUGGGUUCAGCAGCCAAAUCAUAAUCACCAGGCUUUAUAUAGACCCCCAGAUCCAAACCCCUGCUUUAGAAUGUGUGGUUUCCAUCUUAGUUUUUGUAUAUUUCUACAGUAUUUGUACUUGUUGUAGUGUUGUUCUUGGCCACCUCUUGUUUUUAUUAUGGGUGUCUCCGUGGGGCCAGAUUGAAACAUUUUUGAAAAUGCCAGUCCAAACAUUCCCCCCGAUCAAGUUCAGGAAGGACAUGCUUCCCAAAUAAUAGCCUUGUUCCUACCUUCAAAUGACCCGAGCCAUUCCAUUCAGAGAACUCCCAACAACAAACUGUAAUUCUACCAAAUGAAAUAUGUGAAGUCCUUCUCUGAACGUACCCACGAUACAGUAGGCCACAGCCUUAUUCAUCGUCCGACCUCGGCUCUUCCAGAAGGAAUCAGUCGUACUUAAUCAUCUCAAAAAUUGCAGAGAUGAAGUUGAAGCGCAGUGAUGUUCAUCCAGGAAGAAUGUCAUUUUAUGGACUGCAGCGGAGACAAAAUGGUGCCAGACUCUUCAUCUGGACCUGUGAGGAAUGUCUUUGAUACCAUGCCUCACUUCAUAACUUCAUUCACAGCUGUGUGUGUGUGUGUAUGUAUGUGUGCUUGUGGAGCUACUGUUCACACCGAAUGUUAGCAAUGGUUAGUUAUGAUUCAUUUUAAAGCCUUAAUUCUAUAGCCUUAAUGUAUUUUCUUUGUUGAUAUCUUGUUUUCAUUUAAUAACUGUGUAAGCUCAUAUCAAGCAAUCUAAAAACAGUAAUAUAUUCACCCAAUGUUAAAAUGAACAGAUUGUGUUGUACAGCGUCACUGAUGGUUCUCAUCAUAUACAAGUGAAUUAUGUGAUGCAAAGACAGAGUGUAAGGGGAGCUUGCUAGUAACUGUACAUAAUGGUACACGUUACAAAAAUCAGAGCAUGUUAAAGAGACGUAGCACUUUUCUUUGGAGCCAGUGGUUGUUUUUAAAAAAAAACUCACUGCAGGAUUCUUGGAGGGAUAAAGGCCCUAAUCGGGGAUUUGAUAGGCAUAUUAAGCUCACGGAGAUGUUAAACCACUCAAGUGAACACGCUGUUGCAGCUAGAGGCUUCGUACCAAUCUGAUCAGCACAGAGGACAGAAUCUGAAAAAGCGUUACGCAACAAACUGGGGUUUCAUAGGAAAAGGUUUUGGAUCAUAGUUCUCAAUCCAUUGCCAGUUUCUCAAUACAAAGACCAUUCUGAUGCCAAAAUUGGUUGGAGACCAAUUUAUAUUGAAGUGUUUUAGUAACUCGGUAGAUUUGUGUCUGUUUGAAUCAUGACCAUGUGCUUUAAAAUGAAGAGGCGACUGUAAAAGCUUACACAAUUCUUUGUUCUUCUAUGUGUAAAAAAAAAAAGUAGUUUAAAUUAGUAGGACAGAAGAGUACCUUAUUUAUUUUUUCACAUAGCUUUAUUUAUUAAUACUAUAGUUUGAGAUUUUUUUUGAAAAAUGAACUUUUGGUAGCCAAAGCUGCUGUACAUUGUAGACUAUUUACCAUUUCUAUCUGCUAUAUUCUACACAACCUUAUUUAUUUCACUGUUGCAAACCCUGUAAAUAUGUUUCCUAGAUGAUGAACUGUAACAUUUACACUUAUUUUGAAAAAUAAACGUGUGAACCA
Morone saxatilis (striped sea-bass) is the source of this 5485-nucleotide messenger RNA. RefSeq names its product cysteine rich transmembrane BMP regulator 1 (chordin-like) (gene crim1). Gene Ontology annotation, molecular function: serine-type endopeptidase inhibitor activity; protein binding. The transcript is spliced from 15 exons. Gene Ontology annotation, cellular component: extracellular region. The record is from RefSeq and is a predicted model, not a curated record. Bases 430 to 3249 code for a protein of 939 amino acids. Lineage: Eukaryota; Metazoa; Chordata; Actinopteri; Moronidae.